AUGUUCUUCAAAGCUAUCUUAUUUCUGGUGGAGUACUCGAGCUACAAAGCCCUUAAUUUGGGCAAGCUACGUUACCUGGCAAUUGUGAUAGAAAGUGAAGAAGCUUACCAAACAUCAAAAGUAAUUGAGCUGCUGCAGUGGCUAGAAGCUAUUGGUGUGAAGCGUGUGUGCCUCUAUGAUACAGAAGGAGUGUUGAAGAAAUCAAAAGAAGCCAUCUUGAAUAAACUGAGAAAUGCAAGCGAAUUUAAGGCUUAUGAAGAUUUAGACGAUCAAAACCACAUGGCUCUGGAAAUUUUGUCAUUUUCUGAUGGAAAAGAAGCUGUAACCAAAGCAGCUAACUUACUUUUUGUGAAGUAUUUGAAGUUGGCCAAAUCAGUUGGAGAUCAUGAAGAGAAAAUCUUUACAGAACCUAACAUGGAUGAGGCACUAAAAGCUAUUUGUUGUAGAGGGCCAGACCCUGAAAGCAUAUUCUACCUGGAAAGGAUACAAAAGGGCUAUGAAGAGUAA
Molecule: messenger RNA, 507 nt
Organism: Prunus persica (peach)
Lineage: Eukaryota; Viridiplantae; Streptophyta; Magnoliopsida; Rosales; Rosaceae
Product: dehydrodolichyl diphosphate synthase complex subunit NUS1
Exons: 4
Coding region: 1-507 (168 amino acids)
Cellular component (GO): dehydrodolichyl diphosphate synthase complex; endoplasmic reticulum membrane
Molecular function (GO): ditrans,polycis-polyprenyl diphosphate synthase [(2E,6E)-farnesyl diphosphate specific] activity
Source: RefSeq, a predicted model, not a curated record